Trichechus manatus latirostris (Florida manatee) is the source of this 1619-nucleotide messenger RNA. RefSeq names its product gap junction protein beta 1 (gene GJB1). Gene Ontology annotation, molecular function: gap junction channel activity. The transcript is spliced from 2 exons. The record is from RefSeq and is a predicted model, not a curated record. Lineage: Eukaryota; Metazoa; Chordata; Mammalia; Sirenia; Trichechidae. Gene Ontology annotation, cellular component: connexin complex. Gene Ontology annotation, biological process: cell-cell signaling. Bases 146 to 997 code for a protein of 283 amino acids.
AUAUGACUCCCCAGCACCGGGCGGUGAUGAAUUGGAACGCAGGCGCGGACCCAGGGACUACUCCCCCUGCACAGACAUGAGCCCAUAGGGGACCUGUCUGGGUGGCCUCAGGGACAGGCGCUCCCCAAGGUGUGAAUGAAGCAGGAUGAACUGGACAGGUUUGUACACUUUGCUCAGUGGUGUGAACCGGCAUUCCACUGCCAUUGGCCGAGUAUGGCUCUCGGUCAUCUUCAUCUUCAGAAUCAUGGUGCUGGUGGUGGCUGCUGAGAGUGUGUGGGGUGAUGAGAAGUCUUCUUUCAUCUGCAACACCCUCCAGCCUGGUUGUAACAGUGUCUGCUAUGAUCACUUUUUCCCCAUUUCCCAUGUGCGUCUGUGGUCCCUGCAGCUCAUCUUGGUUUCCACCCCAGCUCUCCUUGUGGCCAUGCACGUGGCUCACCAGCAGCACAUAGAGAAGAAAAUGCUGCGGCUUGAGGGCCAUGGGGACCCCUUACACCUGGAGGAGGUGAAGAGGCACAAGGUCCACAUCUCAGGGACACUGUGGUGGACCUAUGUCAUCAGCGUGGUGUUCCGGCUGCUGUUUGAGGCUGUCUUCAUGUAUGUGUUUUAUCUGCUGUACCCUGGCUACGCCAUGGUACGAUUGGUCAAGUGUGAGGCCUACCCCUGCCCCAACAUCGUGGACUGCUUCGUGUCCCGCCCCACGGAGAAAACCGUCUUCACCGUCUUUAUGCUAGCCGCCUCGGGCAUCUGCAUCAUACUCAACGUGGCCGAAGUCGUGUACCUCAUCAUCCGGGCCUGUGCUCGCCGAGCCCAGCGCCGUUCCAAUCCGCCCUCCCGCAAGGGCUCGGGCUUCGGCCACCGCCUCUCACCUGAAUACAAGCAGAAUGAGAUCAACAAGCUGCUGAGCGAGCAGGAUGGCUCCCUGAAAGACAUACUGCGCCGCAGCCCGGGCACUGGUGCCGGGCUGGCUGAGAAGAGCGACCGCUGCUCAGCCUGCUGAUGCCACAUACCAGGCAACCUCCCAUCCCGCCCCCACCCUGUCCUGGGCCUGCCCCUCCUUCUCCCCUGAUGCUGCACAGGCCUCUACCUGCUAGGGAUCAUUUGAUCAAAACCUCCCCUCCCUCCCACUUACCUUCCUCCCAGGGCCUUCUGUCUGAGGGGGCGGAGCUGGAGGCCACCGAAACCCGUGCCCCAGGUUAUCGGGGGUGUGGGCAACUCUUGCUGCCUGUACUCUUUCCUCUUCCCUCUCCCUUUCCCUGGGACCACUGGGGACAAGAAAUGAGAUGCUCUGACAGCACCUCCAAUUAUGAAACUAAUCUUAACCCCGUGCUGUCAGAUACCCUGUUUUCUGGAGUCACAUCAGUGGGGGAGGGAAUGUGGGCAAGUGAAGUGAAGGAAGGGGUGCUGUGGACUUGUGGAAGGAGAAGGGAAGGUAACAACAACAACAAAAAAGCUUGCCAGAGGGCAAGUCUAGGGUGGGGAGUUAGGGAGGGAGAAGCAGGCAGAUAAGUUGGAGCUGAGGUUGAUCAGGGCUGCCUUUGCCUCUAGUCCCCAAGGCCUCUCUCUGCCUGAAAUGUUACACAUUAAACAGGAUUUUACAGUAAAUGAGGAGGUGGCUUGUG